AUGAAUGUUGCAAAUCCUGUAAAUCGUAAUUAGCAAUUUUCGGCAUUCUUCAAUUGAGCGGAAAACAAGAUUCCUCCAUCCAUAAUAUAAUGAUUGAUUGUAAUGGCGAGAAAUCGAACAUCGGCGAGUUAAGAGUUAACAAGAAACCGACAUGAGUGCGAAGAAGGCGAAGCGUAAUAAAGAGGAGUCAUUGUUGAUUUCAUACAAUUCCGCAGAAGAUCGCGGUGGUGUUGGGCGAAGCAGUGAAUCUGAUGACAAUGUUCAACCGUUGGAUUUACCACCGACUCGACUUCGACGUCCAAGAUCCAGGUAUUACAGCAUAUAUCAUUUAAGUUUUUGUAUUAAAUAUCAUAUUUAAAAAUACAGUGCACAGCUGACCGGACUUCAACGAAGAUCGAUGGAACUCUUGACAGUUUUUGCAACCUAUCGACGCUUACGAAUUCAACUUGCCAGAUUUUUUUAAAGAGUUAUCAGAUUUUAUCACAUAUAUAUUAUAGUUUAGUUCAUGUAAGUAACCCAUCAUUCAAGGGAUUCUUCUCCAAUAAAUUAUUACGGUAGGUAUUGUUUCUGCUACAAUUACAUGUCGAUGGCACAUUAAUGUAAUAUUUACAAACGAUCGAUUGAUUUUAAGGCUGACAUAAAUUUUAUUCGUGCGGUAGGUUUUUUUUCUUUACAAACUUAUCUUUGGUUCAUUUUCUUUGUUUUUUUUUCAGUUUCAUUUUUACCUUUAAGUUUUGUUUAUUUCCUUUGCCUUGCACUUGUUAUUAUAAUCUGAAACAAAAGGAAAAGAAAAAGAAUUGGACCACAACAGAUUCACCACAAAUACAUAGAGUUGUUUCUUUUACUUGAUUUGAGUGUAGUUUGAGAUAUCCUUGAAAUGUUUUGAUGUUGGAAAAGUACAUUUGUCACAUAUAAUUUAGGUCUACCUAAAUGAUUGCUGUACAUCGGAUAGGUUUAUUUCAUACACACAAUACAUCCAAAAAUGAUUGUUUACAUUGGCUUACAACGUUCAUUUUAUAUUCAUGUAGCAUUUAUACAUCAGCCACCUAUACAGGCUAUGUGUUAUGCUUGUGAAGAGGUUAACACCCAGCUUUAAGUUAGCAGUAUGAUGCAAAUAUUGUCAGACUUUCCUUCUUUUGAAUGUGAUAAACACUGAUGUAAUAAAUCACCUUCUCAGAGAGAACUUUUAGUUUCUAAUAAGACCCCUUUCCUCUUUCCUGAAACUGAAAGUUGUAUUAUCUUCUAUUUGGGUUUGGUAGAGUUUAUAGUACAAAUUUUACAUGUAUUCUGAAGGCUGUAGUGGUGGAGAUGAAACACCGCAUCUUACUAGCCACCAAAAUUUUUCAUGAGUAUUUGAUAAUUUUUUAUUGUAUAUGUGGCAAUUUCUUUUUUAUAUAUGUCUUGAUUAGAUUUCUACCAAAAAAUGCACACUGUUUAAUUUGUAUAUUUAGCUGGGCAUUCAGGUGGGAGAAAAGCAAUAGAUAAAUGAUAAGUAUGAGAGUGUACUUUCUAUCUGUAAACCCUUUAACCUCUGUGACUAGCAUUUAAUUUUUCCUUACAAUAUCACCUCUGAAUCAUGCAGUAAGGUCUUGAGAAUAAAGAAAAUUAUCAGCAGCAAAAGAAGCUGUUGAUUGUUGCAGAAUUCUCCAUGUCAGCACCUUUGGGAAUCUAUAAGGAACAGUAUGAAGAAUACCUUUACUGAUGUUAGGGUGUGAAGGUUUGAUUUAUCUUGGAACCCCCGAGUCAGUGGUAUAUUCUAUUCCAAAUCAUUGUUACAGUGGUAUAUUACGCAUCUGUAAAUGGCAGAGACAGUCCUAAGAGUGAUCAUGGGUAGUAUAAGGAAUUUAUUUCCCCCAUGGAAGUGUUAAGAACAGUGCACUCUGAAAAUUUAUUGUUUUAAUGUUUUUUGUCUAACUCUUGACAGUCACUACUAACAGUAACUAUUUGAACCAGAAUCAUUGAGGCAUUAUAUUUGAUUAUCAAGCUGCCACUGUAGCCCUUUCUCAGUUUACAGUUAAUUUAAGAUGAAUUAUGUUAAAUUGCUCUUUCUAUUAUUAUGUUCUAGGAAAAUUCAUGUUCCUUCACAAUCAAAAACUUGCUAUUCACCAUGGAAUGCUCUGCAGGUGAUCUUUGUUCUGUUCACUGUUGGAACAAUGAUCUCCAUGAUGUGGUUCACUAUAAUACUGAAGACAUCACUAGAGUCAAUGAAAAAAAGGAUCACUUCAUGUAAGUUAGCACCCUUGCCUUGUAGUUUACCAGUCAUAAUAAUAUUUGCUAUAAACUCUGAAGUAACCCUUUCACUCCCAAGUUCUCAUCAGUAAUUCUCCUCACUGUCUGCCAAACAAUGCAUAUGAUAUUAGUUAAGAGAAUUUGGAAUUGGAUCAACCAUUAAUCCCCUAUUUGAAAUUUUCCUUAUUCCUGUCACGUUUGAUGAUGUACUGUUGGUGUAAGAAGAAAUUCUGUUUAGGUCACUGGGGCAGUUUAAGGGUUAAGAAAUAAAUAUCAGUUUAGCUUUACCCUGAUACUGAAAAAGCCUUGUAAAGUAGAAAUAUUCAUUGAAUGUUGAUGUGUUUCAAAAAAAGUCACUCAGGUGUUAAAAAAAAAACAGAACAGCCAAUAGCUACAGUUACUGUAAUAAUUUUGUUAUUUUGGGGUUUUCUUGCUUGUUCCAAUCUCCAUUGUGUUUUGGUCAGUGCACAACUGACCUGUCAGAAUUGGAUGAAAGCAUUCACUGUUUUAGUUUUAACUCAUCCCAGCUUCUAUAGCAUUGAGGAUUUAAGAGUAUUGCCACCUCCCCUGGAUUAGAUGAUAAUAUUACAGGCUACCCUGUGGCAUUUUGUUAGGUUUUCUGACGAGUUAUUGGUUCACAUUCAUGUCCCUUUUUCAGCAAAUCAUAUGAAUUUCUUAGAUUUCCUUGACCAGAGCCUUCAGGCACUUGGUAAUUUUUCUUAAAGAUCAGCUCCUGAAUGGAGUAAGGCACUAAGUCAAGAGUCUUUCCUAAGAGCCCAACACACUGAUGCUAGUUAGAACUUUAACCCUUUAACACCCAAGAUCUCAUUAGUAAUUCUUCUUAUUGUCUGCCAUACAAUUCCUGUGAUGCUAGUUCUGAGAAUUUGGUACUGAAUCAACUAGAAAAUCCUUAAACUUACAUUUUUCUAUAUUCUCAUCACCUGUCUGAUUGAUAUUGUAUUGAUAUUGUAAGGAGAAAUUCUGUCUUGGUCACUUAUGGGAAUUUAAGGGUUAACAGAUACCAUCCCCAAAUGCCUUUGUUAUCUUCUUUUUCUUUUACUCUUUUUUUCUGGACUGGGGCCAGCUAUUUAAGUUGAUGAUAUCACACAACUUCUUAAAUUUUGCCUCAAUCUUUUCUAUUGAAGCUGACCUUCAAUUUGAUGGUAAUUCCACACAGAAAUAACUCUCUCACAAGCUUGUGCUAUUAACACUGACAACAUUAUUGAGAACACCACAGGGCUCAUUAUCUAAGUUCUAGUGCGUCACUUGACAAAAAUUCCUAUUUAUUGGUGUGCAUUAAUUAUUUCAGCAUUAUUCAAUCAGUUCAUCACCAGAAUAGAUCAUGUACAUAUUUAUCAUAGAAAUGCAGAAGAAAGUGAUCAUGUGUCUUAAAAUGUGAAAACGACCUUCAUUACUGUGUUGGGUGCAUGUACUAGAAGAAAACCUUUUAUACACUUUAAGCAGAGUAGAGAGAAGAAACAGUAUCCUUGUGCCUAUAUUUUCCUUGUUACAAAAAAAAAAAGCCAUUGGAGCUUCCAUUUUUAAAGGCUUUUUACUCACAUUAUUGGGAAAAAUUAUUUUGAAGAAAUUAUAUUAUUAGUACCAUGAAUAGCACAAGAUACAAAUAUUGAUGCAUGGGUAGGCAGAAGAAAAAAGAGGGACAAAAAACACAAUGAUAGUUGGAACUAUUUUGGAAAGAGAACCUUACUUACUCUUCUAUGAAUUGGUACUUUUUCUAAUGCUAAGCUUAAGUUUAGGUGCAUUUUUGGUGCAUAAAUAUUGUGCACUUCUCUGAAAAAUGUGUGGCAGCCAUUUUAAGAUGGAUUUUAAAGUAGACACAUGACUGGAAGGAGGGGAAAUAACUAUCAAGGGAGAGGGUUGUAUUAACCCUUUAACUCCCAAGAUCUGAUUGUCAAUUCUCCCCUCAAGCUGCAGUGCAUUUCCUUGUAAAUAAGUUAUGAGAAUUUGGUGUUAGAUCAAAAUAACAACUUCUACCUGAUACAUGUGGGUAUUCUCAUCAAUUGUUUGCUGGAUAGUGCAUGGAUAUUGUAGGGAGAAGUUACUUGUUAAUCACUUAAAGAGUAAAAGGGUUAAGCAUGGUAGAGUUUUACUAGUUUAUCACCAACCUACCUUCCCUCCUGAGGUGUCAUCCAUUUUGCUAGAUUGCAAUUAUGUUACUGGAAUUGUCAGUGUUGGUGUGCAACUGAAAAUAGUAGUUUUAGUCCGUUUCUUGUUGAUUUUAUGGCCUGAAAUUCGUUUCUAGAUUUCAUAGCCACAAUUUGUCAGGUAAAUUGAGGGAUGCAGACAUGAAUAGCAAAUAAGGAGAAGUGUGUUAAAAUCAGAUGUCCAAACAAUAUUUCUUUUGUUUUCACAGAAGUGAAAGGAAGUUUAAGUCUUAACUGUUUAUUUAGACAGCAAAGGAACAGACUAAGAAAGCAAAUCUACGCCUAAGAUACUUAUCCUUAAUCUGAUAGAGUAGAAACAUUCCUAUGGAUUUAAAAUUCCCAAAGUAUCUUCUUAAUUUUCAAAGACGACAGCAAAAAACUAUUAAGUGAUUCCUUCCCAGUCCCCUCUCUCUUUGACUCAUUUGUGUUAUGUGUCAUUAUACAUUGAGCAUGAUUUCAUUCGGGAGGUCGAUAGACGCACCAAGUGAUUAAUAUUUUUCUCGUUCCUUCUCCUUUUUCUUAUUGUAUAAAAAAAUGGAACUUGUCUUAGUUUGGAAUGAGUGAGCGUAAAACGAAAAUGAAGCUUUCAUCUAGAAGAAAUGGCACACUUGUGCCGGACGAUGAUGAUUCGGACUCUGACCUCCAAGAAUUCCCUCUUCCCAAGAAGAGGAUUAUCAAGCCAGGAAAGUCCACGUAUGUUGCAAGGUUAGAUCCUCCCUCGGCUCUUUUUUGUCAGGAUGAGAAACCAGUGCGUUCCUCUACAAUGCAUUAUAUAAUUUUUUUUUCCUUGGAUGUUCUGAUUCAUUUUCGAACGUUUCAGACGGCGCUGUGGCUGCUGCCGAGUUUGUGCUUCAGUGUUCCUCUCGAUACUUCUCAUAGCUUCCGUUCUUUGUGUAUUAGUUCUGGGAUGGUUUAGUUUAAGGCUCAAGCGUGAUUUAGACUUCAUGAGGAAAAGAUUAAGCAAAGGUAAGUUCGAGCUGUGGGUGAUUCAUUUAUUAUUUUUGCAGUUAAUCAGAAGCAGAUUGCAUAUUUUUAAAAUACUAUGCAGACACAGUGUGAGUUUCACUAACUGAUUGAAUUUUAAAACUUUUGUAAGAAAAUUUGAUUAUAAGUAUUUUUUUUUUUCGACUGCGUUAUGCCUCCCAAAAAAUGAAUUAAAUAGCGUGCAGACUCAAUGCUGCUGAAUCUAUCUGUUGUGAUUAACAUUCUAAAGCGGAAAUAACCAUUCAUGCGCGAAUGCUGUUGCAUGUACACGAACUUAUUCUACACAAUAUGCGAACUUUACGUCAAUGUUUUACUUUCUGACGCAUUUCAAAAUUAUCGAAAAAUUAGCUUUUAAAUGUAGUGUUUGCCCGGCACUCCUUCAUUAGUAGUUUCCAUUUUAUUUGGUUUCAAGAUUUGUAUCAGAAGCAAACGCUACGCGCUUGUUGAUUCGUUCAAAACAUUUCACAAGUUUGCGAUGUGACGUUGCGGUCUUACUGUGGAUCAUUUUGUUUCAUCGAACGUUCUUUGUGAAGGGUCGCUCAUCAAUAAUUUACUUUGUGAAGAUGAAAAACAUAAUGUAAUAAAAUCACUGGCGAGCUUUUCUCUUAUUGGUAUAUUUAAAAAGCUUUCGUAUAUUUUUGUAAUAUCAACGAUUUGUUCAGUCUCGAGAAUCAUUAUGCUGUGUUGAGAGUGGUUCUUGUAGCUUUGAUUUGUAAUGAUUAGCUCACUCUUUCAGGAGGUAGUGAUUAUUUGUAACAAUACUUCGAGCGCGCUUGUUAAAAGUAAUUUUGUUCUAAGUCUCGAAUGGAGUGGUAAGCUGAAGACAAAAUCGAAUUCGAGGUACAAAUUUGCUAAAAGAAAGAAAGCGACUUACAUCAAGAUAUGCAUCAAUCAGAUAUAUUCAUUGUGGACAUGGAAAUGUCCAAACUUGUCCAAGAAUUUUAAUAGUCUGUGUUGAUUUAUUCGUUCUUGAACUAUAAUAAAAAUCCUAUUUUACAUCAGUCAUCCAGUGAUGAAGCUGACUCAAUGCCGUGAAGUCUCCUGGAGCUUAACAUCUUAGGUGCGAGGAACAGAAACUCGUUUCAGCCCUGAUAAAAAUAAAAUUUCCAGACUAGCUAAUGUAUUUAUGCGACUUUUUCAGUAAUUUUGUCUCCACGUCACGAUUCUUUGUGAAAUACAGCCUUUAAGAUCUUUUAAUGUUUUAUGUACUUAUCAUUGUACAUUAGUGGUUAGAAAGUAUGGUCAGCAAUAUUUUUAAUGCUCUCGUCUUAUCCCGAUAUUGUUUAUCCGAUAUGUCACACGGUGGCGAAUUCUUUUCGACUAAAAUUAUCUUGAAUUUAAUUUUGGUGACAUUGUUUUCUGUGCGAAUCUGGGAGUAGGUUUGAAUUAUCAUUCUCGAGAGGGAAGUCGUUCCCAUAUUCAUUAAUUAAGCGUUUACCUUUGGUGUUGGUCGCUGAAUCUCAGCCAUAUCGUUCAUUGAUUCGUUUGUUACCGGAAAUACCUUAAUAAUUCACAAGUAUUUGGUCAUGUCAGUUUUGAUUUCAAUGGAUAUUGCUGUACAUGUAUCAUUUAACAGUUAUACAUAAUUAAUGAUGGUUUUCUUUUCAAAGAGAACCUCCCAGAUACUGGGAAUUUUUACACUUACGACUUCCAAACUGAAGGUUCUGUAUUGUUAACUGUAUUGUGUGUAAAUAAUUGCUUUAGAAAACAAUUUAAAAUAAUGGAUUGGAGUAUUUUUGAAGGUACUGCUGGUAGUUUUAUGGGUUGAUGCUACCUGCUGCCAGUAAUCCUUUUGUACAAGCACCAAAAGUAAAUGAGAAAGUGCAAUUUUUGUUCAUUUGCCUUGAAACAGGUGCUAAAUUUUAAGUGGAAUUACUUCUUGUAUGGCUGCUGUACAAAGAACAAAUAAUUAUUUUAUAUUGGUCGUCAAACACUUUUGUAUAUAUUGUAGUCUUGGAUGUCAAUCUAGUUUGAGCAACUUUUAAUUUAGUUUUUUUUUUAAUUUAGUUACCUUGAAUUUAAAUUUUUAAGAAUUUGUGGCCAAGGAAUAAAGAAAAAUUCAAACUGUUGUAGGGUACUUCUUAUAAAGAAUUUUUAGUGCUUUUGGAUAGGGCUGUGCUCCAGCUGACAAGAGUUAAUUGUUCAUGGGUAAGAUGGUUAGUUUUCCCCAUCAGGUAUUCUGAACAUAUUUAGCCAGUCCUUUGUCUGUGUAGGGCUCCAAGGUCAAGUUUCCCUUUGGCAAUCUAAAAUCAUCAAUUGGUCUUGGAAACAAAAUUUUGGAUGCCAGAAAAAUGCUGAAAAGGAGGUUUUAAUCACAAUCUUUCACAAUUAACACAAUCUUUUGUGCAAACAUCUAUCUCACUCUACUGGAUACAAAACAAAAGAAUGUACCAUAAACAGUAAGUCAGUACAUGAUGCUACAUUACAUGACUGCUAAGCAUUGGUCACCUAAUUGGCAAAUUGUGUUGAAAAAUUAGUUGCUAAAACUUUUUUACUUGCUACAGUGACUGUAAUGGUCACAGCUUAUAGUAUUGUCUUUCCUGUAGUUUGGACAAGGUCUCUCUGAGUAGGUAUAUGGGCUUUUCUUGCAUGCCAAUUUUUGUUCUUGUUGGAUGAGUUACUUUACCUACAUAUAGUGCCUCAAACCACCCAAUGAUUCUUAUUUAAUCCUUGAACUUCCAAGGUCUGAUUGUUAAUUCUCCUCUCUUGCUUCUACUCAUUCCCUUGUAAAUUGGUUACGAGAAUUUGGUGAUAGAUCCAAGAUAACAACUUCAACUGGUCUAAGUUUGAGUGUUAUCAUUACCUGUUGGCUCAUAAUGUUGGAUGUUAAAGGGAGAAGUUAUAUGUUAAUUGCCUCUUGGAGUUAAAGGGUCAAAAGAAAUCAAGUCAAAAGGUUGCUUUUGUAUUGCUACUGUUACUAGUACGUACUGUUACUAGCACUUAAUCACAAGAAACAAAAAGGGAUUCCAACCUAAAUCAAUAAUCUUGCCAAUCAGGGCUUAGGACUAAAGCACAGAAAGGUGAUAUGGUAUUCAGUUGGAGUUUGUGGCUUGUUUCCAGUUACCACUUUGUGCUGUGUAAGUGACCCUGCUAAUAACAAAAGUUGCACAGCAGUAAUGGUGCUUAGGAAUUAAAGUCUUCUUGGUACAACUUGAAAAAUUCAUUCAUUCUUAUUUUCACUUGAUUUUAAAAUUUACCAUAUAUUGGGAAGUGCAUUUACUAAUUAUAAGUUAUAGUAGUUGCAGAAUGGAUUUCAUAAAAAUCGAUUUGAUGUGCUCUUUAACCUUUCAACCCCCAAGAGUGACUAGCAUCUAAUUUCUCCUUAGAGUAUCAUCCCUGAAUCAAUCAUUAAGAUCACGAAGAUAAUGGAAAUGAUCAACAAGUACAGAAACCCUUGAUUGUUAAGCAAAAUCUCCCUGUCUGCACCUCAGGAAACCAAUAGAUUAAAUUAAACAUAUUGUUCUUAAGGUGUAAAAGGUUGAAGUUUUUAUGUGGGUGUUAAUAAUUGUAUUAGCUGUAGUAUGUGGAGUCAUAUGAAUUAAUGCAGUUAUAUAUCCAAUGUUUUUCUAUCAGUGGAAUCAUUUGAUAGAAGCACUUCAAGGGAAUAUGAGAGCUUGAAUAAUGAGCUCACUAACAAGUACAAGGCCUUAGAAACUGACAGAGAAAAAGCCGUAAAACAUGAUGAUGCACAAUUUAAAUCAAUUCUUAAGCAGGUAAGAACUACACAAUUAGGCCACAUGCCAUCUUACAAAGCAAGGUGAAUUAAUCAGAAUAAUGAGAAUGAUUAUGUAAUGAAUUCAAAGACAAAGCAUCAAUUAUGCCUUGCAGAACAGAAAAAUUGAUGUAGAUUUUUAGAUGUAAUAAUUGAAAGGCUCAGAGCAAGAAUGAUCCCUUGAUUUUUCGGCUAUUUUUGAAAGUGUCCACAUGCCAAAAUUCAACUACUUCUAACACUUUCAAAAAUGGCCGAAAAAUCAAGGGAUCGUUCUUGCUCUGAGCCUUUCAAUUAUCCACGACAUUUGUUCACAUCUCUCAAAAAAGCUUGCUUACUUUGUUAUUGAGCCUUUUUCUUUUUUUAUUUUAUAUUUUAGUCAGUGUAUCAUUGUAUCAUUGUAUUACUAUCAGUAAACUUUGUCUUCAUAACUUGUGAUUGGACCAUACUUACAGCAUUCAAUAACUGUUUGAUUUGUGUAACCAAAGUGAAUUUUUUUUUCUAUUUUUCAGAUUGCGUAUUUAAACUUAACAGUGGAUGAAUUAAAAAAGAAAGUUAAGCUACCAGAAAGUGCAAGCACGUUGACAAAAGAUAUUGAUUCACUGAAGAAAGGAAUGGCUGACACAGGAGGCGAUAUAACAGAGAUUAAGGACAAAAUUAAACUACUACGAGAUUUAGCUGAUAAACAGGAGCAUAGAAUGGAAAAGUUAAUCAAAAAUGUUUAUAAUCUUUCAGUAAGUAUUAUCCAUGUCAUCAUUAUUAAACAGAAUGAUUCUCUUCUUUUUGUGUGCGAUUGGCAAACAGUUGAUAUUUUAAAUAUGAUUGCAUUUUCAUAAGUCUACAUAUCUGUGGCUAUUGUUUGGGAGAAGUCAUUUCAUAUAACCAGCUCAUCCUAUUUCCUGGGAGCUCAAAGAUCUUUGCUUAUCCACGUAUUAUGUGCUGCUUUAGCAACCCUCAGCACUCAGAUAAAUGUUUUUUUUUACAUCACAGUAGAUGAGUGUUUUAUUUCAAAACUUUCCAAAAGCAGUUUCAUCACAUCACAAUCUUAUGUCUAUGUGAAUUUCUUUUAUACAGGUUCAAGUAGCUCAAAUAAUGGGAAAGCCAACUCCUAAAGCACCAGCAAAUACUGGUACUCCACCCCUUAUUUUAAGAAUGCCAGUGAUUGCUGACGAGAAACAACAAGCAGGAGAUGAAUCAGUGGUGAAGAACUUCACAGCACAAAUUUCAGUGGUAACUAUGCAGCUAAUUGUUUAAAGUUUUAUUAAAAAAUUGUGUAGUAGUCAGAUAUGUUCAAAGAUGACUUUCACCUCAUAGUGAGUACACAUUUUUCCAAAAUUUAAUGUACAGGGUAUUCAUUACGAUAUCAUAUCAGGGUUUUGAUUUUUUUUUACAUCUUAUUUUUGGUUUAUAUCAUUUCCUGUCGUAGUUAAUGUCUUCUUGUCUUAAAAGCAAUUUUAAGUAAAACAUUCACAAUUUCUAUUACAUCCUGUAGCUAAUUUAGUUUGAAAUAUUAACUUGUCCAAUGUGGGGGGUAUUUUUAUUUUCAUUUUUAGAAAGUUGGCAGGGUUAUGGGAAUUCUGACAACCGUCAACCAGACAUUGUCCUAUGAAGUGUCCAAAUUAGGACUUUUGAUGAAGAGCUUGUUGAAGGAAGUCAAAAAAGAUGUUGUAAGUGAAGUAUGUCCUCUUUCAAGAGGGCUAGGUCACAAUAUUGUUGUAGGAUUUUAAAUUCAACUAUAUUGUUUAAUUGUCGAAGAAACAGCUGAUAAUUACUCCUCACUAAUUUAGUAACUGAAAACAAAUGUGAGUAUACAAUUACUUUGUGAUAGUCAUUUGGAAGGCAGUUUUUUUUGUUCUCCAAUUACUGUUUUUCUUCUUUCCUGAUUUUUCCUCCCUCCUCCCUUGAAUUCCUUGUAUCAUGAAUUUUUCAGCUCUGUGCCAAUGAUAUUCUGUGAUGGUAGUUUAUUAUUUCACUGGCUGUUUAGUGCUUACGUAGAUGUAGACUAACACAAAACUUAUAUAUAUCUGAACUUAGGUAAAAAUUGUUACUAUCCAAAUAAAGAAAUGCUAUACAGUAGCUUCAUUGUUCAUUUUAACAUUACCAAGAAUAUUGCCUUUGAAUAUGGCUUAAAGUAGGCCACCAGCAAUCGAUAAAAGGGUUAGAAUUGUCAAUGUUCUACCAAAAUUGAUUUUAUGGUCAGUUUGUUUUCAUGUCAAAGCCAAUGCAUUUUAUCAGCUUUGAAGUUAAUGCAUGUUAGGUGAAGUUGGUCUAUACCUUGCAUGUUGAAAUUAAUUGUAUUUACAAAUAUAGUUGUAUGUUUAUUCAUUAGUCUUCUUUUGCUCUGUAUCAGGUAGCUCUUGAUGACUUACAAACUAAAGUAACACAGGUUUUGAAACAAAACCAAAGCAGUGUAACCUCAAGAGGUCACCUUCAAUCAGACAGUGACAUGCUUUCAGAGCAUGUCUCCAAUUUAUCAGUUGAAGUGAAAAAGCUAUCAGAUUAUGUUGACCAACAGUCUAAGAAUCUGGCUGAACUGGUAUGUUUGUUUCAGCUUCCUUUAAUUUUUUUUUUCAAAAAGGCUUUAUAUUUUAAGUAUUAUUUAUUUAUCUAUUUAUUUAUUUAUUUAUUUGCCUUAAAUACAGGGAGAGAAAGUGAUUGACUAUUGAUCAUAUAGUGUAUACAUUGCAACCUAAGGGAGGUUAAUGGUAUCCAAGCUAAAGAAUUGUUAUUGGUAUUAACAAAGUGAUAUAAAAAAUGUCAAGGGUGCCUUCAGAAACAAACAGUAAAGUACAAGGGAGGUCUGUUAGAUUAUUAAAUUAGAUGCGUACAAUGGGAAAAUUUAUUGAAGUUAGCUAUGACCUUCAAUUUUAAUAGAAACUGACUUGAACUAUUGCUGUCCUUUUUUUUUAAGGUUUCAUCGUUUUUUGUUUUUAACAAGCAAAAGUUUCUGUAUGCAUGAUGUUAUUUUGUGAACAAUUCUAUAGCAUUAGUCCUUGGAAAAGUACAGAAUAAUAUUUAAUAUAAGUUGGGCAUGAAUAAGAACAGUGAUCAUUGCAUUGUGUGGUGUAAUAAGAGUGCAUGUGGUUAAAAAUAACAAAAUUGCAAAUUCAAUCCUUUUAUCACCUCAUUUGAAAUUUUUCUGCACCUACUUUCAUUAAAAUUUUAUGAACAUGCACAUUUCUUACUUGUUAUCUUAUAUUAAUACAUGUGUGCAGAUGAUGUAAUUUUACCUUCAUCCUUGUUUUGGUUUUUGAUAAUCAGUUCAUUUUUAUGCAGCAGAUUACAAUGAUACUAAACUUGUUACUUGUCAGAAGAAACCAGCACUAAAAAGAGUACUAUUAUGUGACUGGACUUCUUAAAAAUUUGUUCAUUUGGAAGAUAGCUGAAUAUAUACAGUUUGCAUUGGAUUACUUAACAAGUGCUUCUGUCAGAGACCUUGCAUGUGUUACUUAUUUCUCCACACAAUUCUUUCAUCAGAUGCUAGAAAUGGUACAAAUGAACACAACUGUUUCUCAUCAACAAAGUCUCGGUGCACCCAAGAAAUCUGCUUAUUGCAACUGCUCUGUGGAAGUUGGAAAGAUACGGGAACAGUUAUCAAGCAACAAAUUGAGCAUCGAAUCACUGCAGCAAGAACUUCAAGCUCUUCAAAGUAACAUAGAAAGUUUGCCAAGUAAGGAGUAAGAGAUUAAGUGAGGACUGUUAAUUGUUUGCAUAUCCUGACCUUGCUUGAUCCCCACCAGUCGUUUUCAAAUUCGAUUGCAUUAGCAUUAUUGUAAAAAACCAAUACUGGUAAGCAGCAGGGAAAACGUUGGACUUAAUCAUAUCAUUUCUUUUUCAAGAAAUGUCCCGAACAUAUCCAUCGGUAAUGACCUUUAGUUAUCAAUCUAACUGAGACCAGCGUAAAGAAAGGUUUUUGCUCCUUCUUUGCAGAAAAUACCUCACAACUUGACACUAAAGAGUCAGACCUUUCUGAGGAAAAGCAGAAAAAGGACAACCAAAGUUUAAGUGCUAGUGUCACAGAAGACCUAGAAAAAGAAGAUCUUGAGGAUGCUGGACUUAUGGCUGAACUGAUCAAGCCAUCGCCUACACCAAGAAGUAAUGCCAAUAACUCUGUGUCAAAAGUUAAUAAGGUUACAGAAAGUGUAACAGAAAAUCCACCUAAGAAAAAUGAACUUGAAGCUGAAAGUGUAAAACCAUCACCUUCACAAAGGGAUGGCAGUCACACGGCAUCAAAAGCUGAUAAACUAAAAGAACUUUCUGUAAAUGCGUUACCACCUGGACAUGUUAAAUCAACACAGAAUUCUACACAGCCUUUAAAUGUUACCACAGUACCUCAGGUCUCCUCCAUCGACGCUACAAAAGACAGUCAAAGUUAGUUCUGAUUUGCAAAGGUUAUUUUGACCCUUGCUUUUCUGUUUUUCUUUGUUUCUUUUAUCGUUAGACCACGUGUCGAUUAUUUUAUGAUUUUUUUUAUUUGAUUUUUGUUAGAAUCCACAGACUAAUUUAUUAUUCAGUGAAAUUUCUCGUAAUUAAUUUAAUUUUGGUAUGUACCAUCAGUGUUCAUUUUUCAAGAGGAAACGUUUCACAAGUCUUAUGUUUCAGUAUUCACUCGUUAACGAGUUAUCUAUAGAUGCUAUUUACUUAUUCUAUACGUUAAAGUUGUGCAUUUAAAUUUUAAACGACGUUUCUGUGAGCAAUCAAUACUGUAAGGAGAAACGUCUGACAGUUACGAGAAUAUUGAGUUUUCGCUAGUGAAAGUAUGACGCUCAGAGCCGCUGCUGAAAACGAGCACAGGAGCGUGACUAUUAAAGUUUCAUUACUACUUCAACAGUUAAGUCGAUUUUAAAAGCGGUAUGCUUUCUUGAAAACUCCGAGCAUGUGCGAGAAAUAAGGCUUCAUGAAAGUAAUACCUUUGUGUUGAUCUUCAAUUUAGAUUCAUCUUCUGAUCUCAAGAUUCGCGUAAAAGUUGAAAAGUUAUCAACACCUAGCAAAGAAGAGGCCCUAGAAGACAGCCUGGAGAAUCGAGGCUCAGAUUAAACUUAAAACUUACUAAAAAGGUGAGGUUUUAAAGGGGUAUCAAUGAUGUUAAUUAUAAGAACGAAACGCGUAGUUGUACCUCCCUUAAUUCAGUUUUUUCUCGCUUACUCAUUAUUUCAUUAGUUUAAUCUUUCAUUCAGUCCUGCAUUUCUUUAUUUAGCCAUUCGCUGUUGCACUCACUUAUUCAAUGACAUGUUGACAAAGUUAAGUAACUAUAGCUAUGAAUUUGAAACUGUCACCUGUCGCUCUGUAAAAUUUAAUAAAACAAAGGGUUUUUCUCUCUUUUCGGGAUUUCUCCCACCCUUCGGUUUUUCUAAUGUGUUAGACAGUUAAGCCAACUUUCUUCACUGAAAAGGUAAUUUGACAAUGCUUAUUUGAUAGCUUAUUUAUUCUUAGAGAAAUCCUGAGAGGGAAGAACAAAUUUUUCGUUUACAUUUUAAGAUAGAGAUAAUAAAUGACCAAAGUUUUAUUCGUUUAUUCGACUCAACAACUCGCUGUCAAACUGAAGUGCUUUUUCCUUAUUUUUUUCUUUCAGGCUUUGAAUGUUUUUUUCUAUGGGCGUUAUAAUGAAGUCAAGUGUACCUAAUUAUAGUUAAUAUAUAAAGAAUUAUGGUUCAAUACAGUUUUGAUGUAAAAUAGCCAAUGCUAUUGACAUGAAGUGAAUUUUGAAAGGUCUUUUAUAUCAAGAGUUAGAAUUUAUCAACCAAUUUGUCUCGACUGAUAAGUAAAGUUAAAAAGAUUUGGUAUUGAUAGGACAGGUGUCCAUCUUUCUUUUUUUGGGAUCCUUUUUUGACUUAAGUUGGACUGAAAUUGCUUAACCUGUGUCAAGAAUAUUGUAUGUAGGUUGGGUUCAAAGAUUCCCUGGCGUUUCUUCUGUCGUUGACUGAAAAUUUAAACAAUGUGAUUGCAAGUCCAAUGAUUGGAUGAAGUGAUGAUUGCCUAGUUGCAAUCAAAAAGUAAUUUCUCAUUUUCUGCACCAACUUUGUACUGAGACAAUUUGAACAAGUGUUGCAAAUGAGAUAAUUAAGCAACAUGAUGAGGCUCUCUCAAACUCAAAGUGAAACAGAUAAACGAUUCUAUUUCCAACAAAUGAACGAUACUAUUUCCAAUAAACGGUGUUCUUCAUGCUUGCCUCGGUUUCAGUCUCCUCUUCAGUUUCCAGUUAUACUUGCAAUGUCUUCUAACUGCUUCUCCAGUCAUGGAUGACGCGUGUUUGUCCAUACUUCAGAAACUUUUUGUCUGUCGUACAUUUUUCAGGUUGUGUCAUGAGUUGUUGUAGUCCAUCCCUUUCCAAUUUUCUUCCUGGUCUCCUCUUGUCCUGUUUUUUGAAAGAGUUUUUUUUUUAUAUCUCUGAUCUUAUCCUCUUUGGUUCCUCACCUGAGUCCUUUAACUUUAUUAGUUCUUCGUUAUUGACUUCUUUGUUCUGUGCUUUGCCCAAGAAUCCCUAAUUUCAAAUCCAACGCUAACUCCUAGCUCGAGAAUUUGCAGAAACAGAUUGAUUUUGUUUGGUAGGAGCAUUGGUGAAUUACCACUUCGACAUUCGAAGGGCCCUUAUUUCUUGACUAUUGGGAGGUGUGACUGUCUUCAAGGGUCGUCGUUAAAAUAUUGGAACUUGCGCAUGGGUUUUAUGCUUUUGCGAAUUUUCUUCAGACUGCCGCUUUUGUUCGAGUCCUCCCUGUUCCAAUUUUUGUUUGAAGUCUCUGGUAACGCAGCACAGAGUCGUAACAAUAAUGUACAUUUGGGUGAGUUGCUUCAUUAGCGGUCCGAUCGGGAAUCGAUCUCGAUGUCAGUCCAAACCCUCUAGGUUGAAAAACAGCUCUGAUUUGAUGACAUAGGAAAAGUACAUUACCUUCGAAGAAUCAUCGCAACAGCUACUUUC
This is a messenger RNA of Pocillopora meandrina, 16003 nucleotides long. NCBI's taxonomy places the organism in Eukaryota, Metazoa, Cnidaria, Anthozoa, Scleractinia, Pocilloporidae. The record is from the annotation of a GenBank genome assembly.